AUGAGCAAAUCACGACGCAAAGAAACGAGCAUAUCAGAGGAGACCAUGCCAUUUACCGAGGUAAAAGAGUCUGCUGCUGUAACGACGCCAGAUAGAGAUACUGGUGCCGAGGUAGCGGACCAGGAGCAGAAGAAGAUACAGCGAAAGCAUUUGAAAAAGAAAAAGAAGCAGCGAGAUGAGGCUGAAAGUGCUGAAAAAGAAGAGGAAGUGCCCGUAAAGACAGAGGUAGACGACAAGCAGGAUGAGGAGACGGAGCAUGCGAUUGCUGAAGCCGCCAACCUCGGAUUGACCGAGGUAGACGAGCGCUACUUUUCUAGCGAGGAGUUCGCAUCACUACCGCUAUCCGAGCCCACGCGCAAGGCUCUGACUGACAUGGGCUUUACUAAGAUGACCAAAAUACAGUCCAAGUCGAUUCGACCGCUGUUGGCUGGUCAAGAUUUGCUGGGUGCAGCCAAGACAGGUUCUGGUAAGACGCUGUCUUUUCUAAUUCCGGCGGUGGAGCUACUGCACAAGGUGCGCUUUACGGCGCGCAAGGGCACGGGCUGUAUUGUUAUAUCUCCGACGCGCGAGCUGGCGCUGCAAAUAUAUGGCGUUGUGCGCGAUAUUUGCAAAUACCAUUCGCAGACACACGGUAUCGUUAUGGGCGGUGCCAACCGUCGUGCUGAGGCUGAGCGCCUGGUAAAGGGCGUAAAUAUACUGAUCUCUACGCCUGGUCGUCUGCUGGAUCACUUGCAGAACACUAAGGCUUUCAUUUAUCACAACCUGCAGAUUCUCGUGAUUGAUGAGGCCGACCGCAUACUUUCUAUUGGUUUUGAAGAGGAAAUGCGCCAGAUCAUUAAGUGUAUUCCAAAGGAGCGCCAGACCAUGCUAUUUAGUGCUACGCAGACGAAGAAGGUGGAGGACCUUGCUCGAUUAUCAAUUAAAGAAAAGCCAGUGUAUGUCGGCGUAGAAGAGGAAGACACCAAUGCUACGGUGGCUACGCUUGAACAGGGUUACUUUUACGGCGAACUUCUCAAUUACAUUGACAUUCCUGUACUGGACAUUCACGGAAAGCAAAAACAAAACAAGCGUACGACAACAUUCUUCCAGUUUUGUAACGCGAAGACCGGUAUUUUGCUCUGUACGGAUGUAGCGGCGCGUGGUCUUGACAUUCCGGCUGUGGACUGGAUUAUUCAGUUUGACCCUCCUGAUGAUCCGCGCGAGUACAUUCACCGCGUGGGUCGUACCGCUCGCGGUGCUAAAGGAAAAGGUAAGGCACUGCUUAUGCUUUUGCCUGAUGAGCUUGGUUUUCUUAAGUACCUGAAGGCUUCAAAGGUGGCGCUUAAUGAGUAUGAGUUUCCUCUUUCGAAGAUUGCUAAUGUUGAAUCUCAGCUCAUGAAACUCGUGGAGAAGACGUAUUACCUGCACAAAUCGGCCAAAGAUGCAUACCGUGGAUAUUUGCUGGCGUACGCCUCGCACUCGUUGAAGGGCAUUUUUGAUGUCGGUCGUCUUGAUAUGCAAGGGGUGGCCAAGUCUUUCGGACUACAGGUUCCGCCUAAGGUGACUCUUCCUGUGAAGACGAGCGGCAAGAUUGGUAAGCGCAAGGGUACUUCGUUUGAUAAUGAUCGUGGUGGCAAGUUCCAGCGCUCAGGCCACGCAUUUAGUGCCGACAAUCCAUACGGCAAGCGGGCAUCUGGUGACAAGCGCCAGUUUGCUCACUAA
Peronospora farinosa is the source of this 1701-nucleotide messenger RNA. The record is from the annotation of a GenBank genome assembly. NCBI's taxonomy places the organism in Eukaryota, Oomycota, Peronosporomycetes, Peronosporales, Peronosporaceae.